AAUCUGGGGUGCGGGGCCACAUUUUUGGGGUGCGCCUCGGAAACCCCCGCGCCUCUCUCUCUCCCUUCUCUCUCUCUCUCUCUCUCUCUAUCUCUCACUCACACACACAGAGACACACACACUUCUUUAAUUUCCCCCCAUUCCCCUCCUCGAGCGAGCGAAAAAGGAGAGAGAGAGAGAGAGAGGGCGGGAGAAAAAAAAGGGAGGCGAUGUCUAGGGUUUUCGGGGUCUGCAGGGCUCUGAUGUCGGCGGCGAAGGCGAAGGAGGCGUCGGCGUCGGCGCCGGCGAAGAAGGCGAGCUCGGGGGGGAUACUGAAGCCGGUGCCGGUGUCGCCGGUGAUGCGGAGGUUCGUGGGCGUCCCCGAGAUCUCCCGCUCCGAGGCCGUCAAGAAGGUCUGGGACCACAUCAAGGCUCACGGCCUCCAGAAUCCAGAGAACAAGAGGGAGAUUCGCUGUGACGAGAAGCUGAAGAGCAUAUUUGAUGGGAAGGACAAGGUUGGGAUGAUGGAAAUUGCAAGACUGCUCUCCGCUCAUUUCCUGAAAUCCCCCAACUAAACCUAUUCACCUAGGAGUCUGACUAUUUUGUGGUUUCUUCCUAUGAUCCAUGUCAUCAAGGUUGUUGCUAAAGUCGUCGGUGUAAUCUCGAUGGAGUAUUUUACUCACACGAGCAGGAUUUAGGUUCAUUAACAAGUGUUCCUGUACAAAAUGUUGCAGCCUCUACUUUUAUUUUGCUUUGAAUGUGGACCUGUUAUUAGGGUUUUGUUGCUAUGCAUUUCCUGCUUCUGGAUCAUGGCUGCGAAAACUUGUGAUGUAGUGUGUCAGUUUGAAGUUUGUUUACAUAGAGUUUGCUUGCAUUUUGAAUUAUCUAUAAAGUAUCAUUUCGAUUGCUUUGUGUGAUGAAUGGCGAAGUCGUGCUGGAGAAAGAAGCAUUAGAAGCUUCAGCUGUAAUAGGUGUUUUCUCAGAUGAUACUCCUCACAGAGCAAUGUUAGUAUUGAUCUUAUUAUUUUGUUUGGUA
This is a messenger RNA of Ananas comosus (pineapple), 1015 nucleotides long. Its product is annotated as upstream activation factor subunit spp27-like. Bases 210 to 554 code for a protein of 114 amino acids. The transcript is spliced from 2 exons. The record is from RefSeq and is a predicted model, not a curated record. NCBI's taxonomy places the organism in Eukaryota, Viridiplantae, Streptophyta, Magnoliopsida, Poales, Bromeliaceae. Gene Ontology annotation, cellular component: nucleus.